Benincasa hispida (wax gourd) is the source of this 1429-nucleotide messenger RNA. Its product is annotated as 2-oxoglutarate (2OG) and Fe(II)-dependent oxygenase superfamily protein. The record is from RefSeq and is a predicted model, not a curated record. Lineage: Eukaryota; Viridiplantae; Streptophyta; Magnoliopsida; Cucurbitales; Cucurbitaceae.
CCUCCAAUUCUCCACUAAACACUCAAAUCCAUUUUUCAAUUUUAUUUUCCUUUCCUUUAAUUUCUCUCUCUCAGUUCUCAUUCAGUUUUGAAAUAUGACUCCCGGAAUGGCAGUUGAGAAUGACAAUACCGUUAUGGCAUUAGAAGCUCAAAUGUACCAAAAGGGUGUGAAGCAUCUUUGUGACAACGGCUUGAAUAAGCUCCCUUCCAAAUACGUCCUCCCGAACUCCGACCGCCCCGACGCCUACAAAUCUGCUCACCUCGAUGUCCCGGUUGCUCUCGAACUUCCCGUCAUUGACUUCUCCCAGCUCUACGGCCCCAACCGCCGUUACGUCCUCCGUUCUCUUACCAAAGCCUGCGAAGAAUAUGGCUUCUUUCAGAUAAUAAACCAUGGAAUUUCAAAUGAUGUGAUAUCAAACAUGAGAGAAGUUUGUUCAAAAUUCUUCGAGCUUCCAUACGAGGAAAGAGCCAAAUACAUGUCAUCCGACAUGCAUGCGACAGUACGUUAUGGGACAAGUUUCAACCAAAACAAAGACAAUGUUUACUGUUGGAGGGACUUCUUGAAGUUGACUUGCAACCCUAAUCUGCACGAACUCCUCUCCGGCUGGCCAUCGUCUCCGUCAGGAUUCAAAGACUCGGCAUCGACAUAUGCGGAGGAAACCCAAGGGCUAUUCCUAAGUCUGGUGGAAGCCAUUCUUGAAAGCUUAGCAGGAGAUAUGGAGAAAGAUGAAAACUUGUUGAAUGAGUUUGAAAGAGGAAGCCAAUUAAUGGUGGUGAAUUGUUAUCCACAAUGUCCUGAGCCAGAACUAACCCUAGGAAUGCCACCUCAUUCUGAUUAUGGCUUUCUCACUCUUCUUCUUCAAGAUCAAGUUGAAGGUCUUCAAAUUCAUUACCAACAAAAAUGGGUCACUGUUCAACCUUUGCCCAAUUCCUUUGUUGUCAACAUUGGUGAUCAUCUAGAGAUAUUCAGCAAUGGAAGGUACAAGAGUGUUCUACAUAGGGUUGUGGUGAAUGCAAAGAAGGCAAGAAUGUCAGUGGCAACAUUACAUAGCCUUCCUUUUGAUUCAACAAUUAAGCCAUGGCCAAAGCUUGUGAAUGAACAGAAUCCAAGGCUCUAUAAAGACACUGAUUUUGGUAUCUUCCUUGAUUACAUUACCUCUUGUGAGCCUAAGAGGAAGAAUUUCUUAGACUCUAGGAAAAUCAUAUAUUGACUAAAUAUUUUAAUUUAUUACUAGGACAAUAUGUAUAAUGUCAGAAAUAUAUUUAUAUAUAUAUAUAUAUAGAUGUUGAUAUAAUUAAUUAAGUUUAUUUUGUGGGUCUCAAGGGUAGUUUUGGCAAAAGGUAAAAGCCAAGGAAACCCUAGUUUAUAGAUGAUAUUGAUGGCAAAAAUUGUCGUUUUUGUAUAAUUGGAAUGUGAAAGUGAAGAAUUU